AAACGCUCAGAACUCCGCGUCAGUCCAGCAAUCCCCCGUCAGUCCCGCCAUCAUGGUUACCGCCACAGCCAUUGCUCCCGCUCCCGCCCUCCGCAUCCCCGUCAGCGCCUCUCUUUCCCCGCAAUGGCGCGCUUCUUCCCCCAGCGCUGGCAUCCCCGCUGCUAGCAGCCGUCGUCGCACCGCCGCCCUCGUAAGCACCAGUGGUCGCAAUUCGCCGCUUCAAAAGGUUCUCUCCGCAGAUGCCGCCGCCGGUGUCACUGGAGGCAGGAAUAAUCGCCGGAACGCGCCGCGAGUAACGGCCAACGCGAGGCCCCGUUCCGUCGUCGCGGCAGCGGCGGAAGCGGCGGGACUUCCGGCGAGCUUACCAGAGGCGCUGCUGUUCGACUGCGAUGGCGUGCUGGUGGACACUGAGAGGGACGGGCAUCGCGUGUCGUUCAACCAGGCGUUUGAGGAGAAGGGGCUGGGGGUGACAUGGGACGUGCCUCUCUACGGCGAGCUUCUUAAGAUUGGAGGGGGCAAGGAGCGCAUGACGCACUACUUCGACGGCGUGGGCUGGCCAGCAGCAGCCCCAACCGACGCAACUGAGCGGGCAGCAUUCGUGGCUGGGCUGCACAAGAGCAAGACAGCGCUCUUCAUGGAGCUCGUGGAGACUGGCGCGCUGCCGCUCAGACCAGGCGUGGCACGUCUUAUCGAUGAGGCACUGGCAGCGGGCGUGCAGGUAGCUGUGUGCAGCACGUCCAACGAGAAGGCGGUGGGGGCCAUAGUGAGGGUGAUGCUGGGGGAAGAGAGGGCACAGCACAUGCGGAUAUUUGCUGGAGACGUGGUUCCGAAGAAGAAACCCGACCCUGCCAUCUACAACCUCGCUGCGUCCACUCUCAACCUCAACCCAGCACGCUGUGUGGUGAUCGAAGACAGUCACAUCGGCCUCACAGCAGCCAAGGCGGCAGGCAUGACAUGUGUUGUCACCAAAAGCGGCUACACAGCCGAUGAGGAUUUCUCUGCUGCGGAUGCAGUGUUUGACGCCAUUGGCGACUCUCCAGCUGAUGGUUUUGACCUCGCCUGCGUUGCCUCGCUGCUCAAGUCCCACAACUGAUUCUGGGCUGUGCCAUGCACAACACACCUGCUGAUUUUGAGGCGCCUCCCAAAAGCAGACGUCGGCUGUCAGUUUUGACCUUCCCUGCCUUGCGUUGAUUCUCUCAAGUCCCACAACUGAGGUGGGCACUGGUGGAAAUGGAUUAUGGAAGCACCCAGCAGCACUAAGAAAUGGCUUUCCGGCUUCAGCCUGCUUCAAGCAGGCCCUCCCGCCCCGCCACUUGCAUCUGUAUUUUGACCUUGCUGUUUUCGCCCUAUCUGACAAACGCAAGCCUGGUAGGUAGUAUACAGCUGCAGUGGCUGGCACAGGGCCUACAAAUCACUCAGCCAACCAAGCCUGAACAAGCUUGGUGUUGUCCAGCUUGAGUGUAUGCAACUGUAUUG
Messenger RNA from Closterium sp. NIES-67, 1476 nucleotides. Lineage: Eukaryota; Viridiplantae; Streptophyta; Zygnematophyceae; Desmidiales; Closteriaceae. The record is from the annotation of a GenBank genome assembly.